Molecule: messenger RNA, 1709 nt
Organism: Cuscuta campestris
Lineage: Eukaryota; Viridiplantae; Streptophyta; Magnoliopsida; Solanales; Convolvulaceae
Source: the annotation of a GenBank genome assembly
GGAAUGGCCCUAGCUGACUUCCUAGUAGAAAUGACCGGUCUCCCAAUGAGCAAUGGUGGGAGAUGGCAGUUGACGGGGCAUCCGGUCCUAGAGGAUACGGGGGUGGUAUCGUGUUACCCACCCCGGAAGGGUUCAAGAUCUACCAUGCGAUCGUCUUCAACUUCAAGCUGACGAACAAUGAGGCAGAAUAUGAAGCUUUGGCUGGAGGGCUCAGACUUGCCCAAGCCCUGAAAAUCAGCCGGGUCAGUAUCAAAUCUGACUCUAGCCUGAUAGUAGGGCAGCUGACCGGUAACAUGGAAGCAAGGGAAGGACGCAUGGCACAAUACAAGGACCUUGUACUUGCCCUGUUGAAGGGCUUCAAAGAAUUCAAAAUCGCCCAGAUUCCCCGGGCGGAGAACGCGGAUGCAGACCUUCUCUCCAAAUUGACGCAGUAUGCUCCCGAGCAUGUUUCGAAACUUGCCCGGGUAGAGAUCCUUGACCGCGCAAGCAUCGAGAAAUUGGAAGUCACCGCUAUAACGGCCGGAAGCCAGUAUGACCGGUCAAAUUUGGUCGGGGCAGACGACCAUUGGAUGUAUGAUCUGAUGGAAUAUCUGACGGAUGGGAGCUUGCCAGAACAAGAUGACCGGGCAAGGAAAGUGAAGCUCAGGGCACCCCGAUUCCAGAUUCUCGAUGGAAAGCUGUAUAAAAGGGCAUUUAGGGGGCCACUCCUGAGAUGUCUAACCAACCGGGAGGCUGAACGAGUCAUCGCGGAGGUCCACGAAGGCGUAUGCGCGGCGCAUCAAAUGUCCCGUACGCUUUCCCAACGCAUCAUCUUGUUGGGGUAUUACUGGCCAACGAUUGUCCAGGAUUGUGAAAGGUACGUCCAGAAAUGCAGGACGUGCCAAGUAUUCUACAAAUAUCCCGGUAGACCGGCGACCUACUACCAUCCCGUAUCGAAUGUCAUCCCAUUCGCUAGAUUCGGGGUUGAUAUCAUUGGAGCCUUUCUAGUCGCCCAAGGAGGAAAGAAGUUCGUAAUCGUAGCCAUCGAUUACUUCACCAAGUGGAUUGAGGCCGAAGCAUUGGCCAACAUCACCACGCAACAAUGUAAGAAAUUCAUUUGGAAGAACAUCAUCACGAGGUUUGGAGCGCCCAUGAACCUCAUCACCGACAACGGCCCACACAUCGUAUGGGCAUUCCGAGUAACUCCCAGGAGGGCUCAUGGGGAAACUCCAUUCUCCCUAACCUAUGGGUGUGAAGCAAGGCUGCCCAUCGAAGCUGAAUUCCCAACGUUCCGGGAAUCAAACUAUCAACCCCAGCAAAAUGAGGAAGAUCACUUGGCCGAACUCAACUUGGUCGAAGAGCGGAGAAUGGCCGCAGAAGUUAAAAUGAGUACGUACCAACAAGUUGUGAAGAAGUACCAUGACAACAAGGUUGGGCCGCGGUACUUCCAAGUUGGUGAUGAAGUCCUACGAAGAAGAGAAGCAAGUAGACCCAGCGACGGGGGAAAGCUAGCAAAAAACUGGGAAGGCCCAUAUAGGGUUAGAGCCAUCAUUCGCCCGGGGACCUACCGGUUAGAAACUCUUGAAGGGGUACCAGUAGAAAGAACCUGGAAUUCCCAUCAUCUUCGCAAGUUCUACAAAUGAUUGUAAUACUAGGCAAGGCCUACUUUAUUAUCAAUCAAAUCGAUGAUGUUCAAUACUCUAUUUGGUAGCGGCAGAAUUGGAAGGUCG